Molecule: messenger RNA, 864 nt
Organism: Yamadazyma tenuis ATCC 10573
Lineage: Eukaryota; Fungi; Ascomycota; Pichiomycetes; Serinales; Debaryomycetaceae
Source: RefSeq, a predicted model, not a curated record
CAAAACACUCUUAUGUUAGAUCCGUUUGAACAGAAAAAAAGACAAAUUCUUCAGGACAUCUCUGGAGACAAAGAUUCUAGUAAGGAUCUUUCUCCCAAAGGAACUAUUGACGAAAAAUGCAUUCCUAUCAUAGAUCUUAUCAACAGUAAUAAGGAUAUGGUGACAACCUCAUCCUGCUCCGGAAGAGUGAGCGUGUUUAUAGAAGGAAUCAAAGACCACACGAAAAUUGGAUCAAAGGGUAACGAGGGAAGAUGGUUAUAUGUCAAUCACAGUCCAGAUGUUCACAACUGGAACGCCAAUUUUGAAUAUGAACAAGAUCUUGAUACAUUUCCAGAUUCACCCUUGACAAGGUUUAUUCUCUACAAGUUUGAACCACUAAUUUUGCAUGUUAAGUGUCGGGACUUGGCACUGGCACAAGCACUAUAUAAGACAGCAAUGAACUGUGGAUUCAGAGAAAGCGGAAUCAACAACAACAACGUUGUGGCCAUUAGAAUCUCCAUUAAACUCGAUGUUCCUAUAGGGUAUUUGCGUGAAGAAACCCCAGUUUUGACCGUGAAUGAAAAUUAUUUGAAGUUCAUCACCAAGUUAUCAGUGGACAGGUUCAUAGAGAACUUUAAGAAGCUCGAUCAACUAUACCAGGCCAUAGAAAUUUUGAAUAAUACUGUUGAGGUGGCAGAGGAGCAGAAAGAAACUAAAGACCAGAGAAGACAAAGGAAGAUUGAGGAAGGUAUGGCUCGUAGGGACGGAGUACGGCUCGCAAAAGAACAGAAGAAGCUCGAGAAGCUAGCAUUACAAAACCAGAAACUGUAGAAUAAUAGAAAUAAGAUAUUUGACACAACGUCAUGAGUCAGUAUGGUGAGUCUU